AUGCGAACAGAGACAGAGAGACCAUCGCUCGAGUUCACCUGUCGCUUCGACAACUGUCUUCGGCGCGAGCAAAUUCUUCAACAGAAAAUCCCGACAAUGUCGCUAUUCAGCUGUGCCUCAUUAAAUGACUUCGGCAAAGUGGACUAUGAAUACAAAUGCCCUGCAGAGACCAAAAACUUCGAUUAUAAUCCUUGUAAUCCACAUAAUCGCAAUCAGUGUCCAGCCGGAUUUGCUUGUCGUCCAUGUCAGCUCUUCACAAAUGAUCAUUUAACCAAUCAAAUUAGUUAUAUCUGUUGUGACUCAAGUAAAAUGACUAUUAAUGAUUGGUUUAUUGAACUUGGAAUAUCACCGCAAAUAAUUCCACAAACACCACAUUCACAGCUUGAAUCCGUGACAAUAAGCGAUUUCGCUUUCAAUGUGCCCUCGCCAUCGAUCAAAACGGGCGAUGAAAUUGAAGUGUCGGAUCAUCCCGAUUAUGUGACUGGAAAUGUCAAAACCUUAACCUUCAAAUCAAUGGUGCCUGCUCCAGGAGGAUAUUUGCAUGUCCUUCUACUUGUUGACCCAGUAAAGCGAGCAAAAGCCUUAUUCUUCAGUUAUGAUUAUCCUGCAACAGGCGAAUCAGUCUUGAACAUCGAUAUAACUGAUCAGAACCGACGAGGAUUUAUAGGCAUUGUUAGCAAUUAUUCCUUACCACAACAAAAAAUUUAUCGUCAUCAAUAUGUUGUUCUGGUCUAUAAGACGACCGAUUCACUGGAAGAAAAAGUUAAUAUUAGCGGCGACAUUAGGGGAAAUUUCGAAAACUUAUCCGAUUUUUUAACAAUCUCACCAACGGGUCAAAUGCUUGGAAGACCUAUAGCUGGAACAUUUUUUUAUUUAACUUCAAAAAGGACUAUGUUCAGAGUUGAAGCUGAAAAAAUUUACAGAAUGGACGAUUCUGGACAAAGUCGAUCAUCAUUCAUACUUGUUUCUAUUAUCACUGCCUUCAUUAUUGUAUAUAUUAAUUUAUUUUGGGCAUAA
This is a messenger RNA of Dracunculus medinensis (Guinea worm), 1017 nucleotides long. Lineage: Eukaryota; Metazoa; Nematoda; Chromadorea; Rhabditida; Dracunculidae. The record is from the annotation of a GenBank genome assembly.